Molecule: messenger RNA, 2462 nt
Organism: Columba livia (rock pigeon)
Lineage: Eukaryota; Metazoa; Chordata; Aves; Columbiformes; Columbidae
Gene: PFN2
Product: profilin 2
Exons: 3
Coding region: 178-600 (140 amino acids)
Biological process (GO): actin cytoskeleton organization; regulation of actin filament polymerization; positive regulation of actin filament bundle assembly
Cellular component (GO): cytoplasm
Molecular function (GO): actin binding
Source: RefSeq, a predicted model, not a curated record
CAGCGCGGAGGGCUGGGCUGGGCCGCGCCGCUCGCUGCAGCGCUCGGCUCCGCUCCGCCGUCGAGGAGGGAGAAGAGAGAGGAGAGGGACGGGACCGCCUCGCCCAGCCCCGCCGCCCGCCGCCCGGCCCGCGCCUCGCCGCCCGCCCCGCUCGCCCCCACCGCCGCCCGCGCGAAGAUGGCCGGCUGGCAGAGCUACGUGGACAACCUGAUGUGCGAUGGCUGCUGCCAGGAGGCCGCCAUUGUGGGCUACUGCGACGCCAAGUACGUCUGGGCAGCCACGGCCGGCGGCAUCUUCCAGAGCAUCACGCCGGUAGAAAUAGAUAUGAUUGUAGGAAAAGACCGAGAGGGUUUCUUCACCAAUGGUCUGACCCUUGGUGCGAAGAAGUGCUCUGUGAUCAGAGAUAGCCUGUAUGUCGAUGGCGACUGCACAAUGGACAUCAGGACAAAGAGUCAAGGUGGUGAGCCAACGUACAACGUUGCUGUAGGCAGAGCUGGCCGAGUCUUGGUCUUUGUAAUGGGCAAAGAAGGGGUCCAUGGAGGCGGAUUGAAUAAGAAGGCAUACUCAAUGGCAAAAUACUUGAGAGACUCUGGGUUCUAGUUGCUAGGCAGACUGUUAAGUAUUAGGGGAAGAUUGCUAUUAAACUUUCCUGGUGGUGAGCUUUAAACCUUACAUUCUGGAAACUUUAUUAGCAAUGCAGGGUGAUGGGGUAUGAACCUGUGUCUCCUUUGUAUCCCUUUGUUGGUGGGGAAAGGUGUUUGGGUUUGUUUUUCUUUUUUUUUCUUUAAUUCCGUUCAUUUCUGUUUUGUUUCCUUGUGUACUCCAGCAUUGGUUAUAGUCAUGGGAAAGGAAGGUGUCCAUGGAGGGACACUCAACAAGAAAGCGUAUGAACUGGCUUUAUACCUGAGGAGGUCUGACGUCUGAGCAGCCUCUCCCCAUCACCGAGCAGCUUCUGCUCCGCCACCCAUUGUGCUCAGUGCUACCAGACUGUAGAUGGUAGUUUGUGGGUUUUGUUUCCCCAUUUCCUGCUGUCCCAGUCCCCCCGUUCAUUCCUGUGUUAACCGCUGUACGUAACCGCGUCCCGUAUCUGGCACCAUCACUGCACCACAGAGAUAUGCAUGAUACCUUGAGAAACUCGGGAGGGAAUACGCCAAGUGUAGGCACGGCGUUGGCUUAGCGAUUAGGGUGAUACUGACAACUAAAACAACUCAAAUACUAAACAAGGUGCCGAUUGUACAAUCUAAUUUGAUCGAUGCCUCUUCAGCACUUUGAGCAAUGACACACGAGUCUUCCUUUCACGGAGCGCGGCUGGGAGGAAAGAAGUGCAUGCAUAUCUUCUGUCCCUCUUUCUGUUCUAAUCCACGUUUGUUUGCUCACACCCAUUUUUAUAGUGCCUGGUUUGUUUAACCAAUUUGCCACUCGAAAGCUAUUAAUGUCGCGCUGGUUUUGUCAUUGCACUUCACUGUAGGCUUAAGUCUCUUAUUCUUCCUUCACGAUGUCUGAAGCUCGUCCUGCUGAACAAGUGCAAUCACAAAACCGCAAGGGGUACAGACGCGCUUCCUCCCGUGACCGUAGCACCACCGUCCCGCGACCCCACGGACAUUCCAUCGUUGCAAUAGCGCAGGCACUUUUUUUUUGCCAGCCCCUGUUCUGUAGCUGACCACUGCAGGGCUGCCCUUGCGGACACGAGGUCCCGCCACAACCACCUGGAGUGUCUGUUUCAGUUUCUGAUAGGACCAAUUUUGAUUUGCAGCCCGGGGCUGUGGGCGCUCCUGGGUUUGGGUCUGGGGGCGCGGGGUCCCGUGGGGAGCUGCCCGCGCGCUGCGCUCCCCGCGGCCGGCGCUCGCACCCGAGUGUCCAAACGAUGCAUUUCAAGCGGAAGCUCUUCAUCCGGCCCCACGCUGCAGGAGCCGCGGGCGCGCCGCUCCUGCUCCUGCUCCUGCUCCUGCUCCUGCUCCUGCUCCUGCUCCUGCUCCUGCUCCUGCUCCUGCUCCUGCUCCUGCUCCGUCGUUACGCCCGUAACCAAACCCCCGCCCGGCGCUGCGUGUCCAUAGAGAGCUGCAGAGCGCGGUCAGAGGAAUAGUGGGAGAGGGUGUUGUUGGAAUGACUGACUUGGCUGUCUUGUGAUGAUUUUUUAAUAUGUAUUCUGUGCCAUACUAUUGUUUAAAAAAAAAAUGAACUGUUGCUAUUGUGAGAUGGAUUUUAACCGACUAGGAGGGUUUCUUUGGAAUGGCACUACCUAGGGACAUUCUAGUAUUUGCUUCUGUUGUUGGGCCUUGUGGAUAAUGUACAGAUUUAAACAAAUUCUUGUUGCUGAUUUGUCCAUUUCUUUCCCUGCACUUUGUUACAUCUGGGAUACAGUCUAACUCAUCUGAUUUAAUAUGCAUUUCAAAAAAUGCCAUAACUAUUAAAAACACCUUGUUUACAGACAGAUGAAAUAAAUUUAUUCCAACCAAACGAAA